This is a messenger RNA of Aspergillus affinis, 1224 nucleotides long. RefSeq names its product trichodiene synthase. Gene Ontology annotation, biological process: sesquiterpenoid biosynthetic process. The coding region runs from base 1 to 1224 and encodes 407 amino acids. Gene Ontology annotation, molecular function: trichodiene synthase activity. The transcript has a single exon. Lineage: Eukaryota; Fungi; Ascomycota; Eurotiomycetes; Eurotiales; Aspergillaceae. The record is from RefSeq and is a predicted model, not a curated record.
AUGACCCACGGCAAACACAGCAUGUUAGAAAGAGAGUUUCCUGCAAAAGACUUCGUCGGCACUAUUGUCCGACUCAUGGACACUAUCCAACAUAAUGACGACAACUACACACAUACAGAACGUAUAUGGCAUCUUCACUAUGCCUAUACACAGGCUGCAGCUCAUUUUGCUCAGCCAUCCGUACGGUAUACCCUGAAUGUGAAGCCAAGUGAAGUCCAGGCCGCACUGGAGACAAUUACUGGCAUGGUAGUUUAUUGCUGGGUCAAAGCAUCGCCUGACCUCAUGGCUGCAUUGACCAUCCACUUCACCUAUACCCUCAUCCUGGACGAUAGUAAAGAUAACCCUUUCCUUAACAUGGGUUCUUUCUUUAAUGAUAUGGUCGAGGGGAAGCCACAGCAGCAUCCGUGGUGGAGGUUGGUGAACAGACAAUUCCCCAAUGUUUUAGAUCGCUAUGGGCCGUUUUGCUCCUUGAACAUUUACCGGAGCACAGUUGAUUGUUCGUAUUCCGUUCUUGACGCAUUGAGGAGUAUCUCUGAACUGACUUUUCUUUUGGCAGUCUUCGAAGGUUGUUGGAUUGAACAGUAUCACUUCCAUGGCUACCGCGGAGCAGAAGACUUUCCCGAGUUCUCACGAAGAAUGAACGGCCUCGGGCAUGCCGUCGGGGCCUCUAUCUGGCCAGCUGAGAUGCUCGAUGAGCGAAUACAUUUCCGUGAAAUUACAACCGCCAUUUGCAUGAUGGAAAACUGGAUGGUUUGGGUCAACGAUUUAAUCUCUUUCUAUAAGGAAUUUUACGACGAGCGGGACCAAACCAGCCUCAUCAACAAUUACUCCCACGUGAAUGGAAUCAGCACCACCGAGGCACUCGAGAAGCUUAUUCAGAACACGCUCCGGGAGAGCGAGCAGAUUAUGUCUGUUUUCAAGGAUAAAGAUCCUUUGAUCUUAGAUACUUUGACUCGGUUCAUACAUGGCUAUGUUACCUGGCAUUUAUGUGAUCGCCGCUAUCGCGUAAAUGAGAUUUAUGAACAGGUUGAUAGGGGCGAUGAGAUCGGGCUGAAAUUUUGUCGGUAUUUCGAAAGAGCUAACGAAGUCGGCCGGGUAGACUCACGCGAGUGGGCUUUUCCAUCUGUUACCCAAUUGUCGAGCUCCAGAGGCAUACCAGAGACAAUACAAAAGGAUUGUGGUGAACAGCAUUGCAUUAUCAAUCCUCCUCUGAUAGAGCUCUGA